Molecule: messenger RNA, 1493 nt
Organism: Cyprinodon variegatus (sheepshead minnow)
Lineage: Eukaryota; Metazoa; Chordata; Actinopteri; Cyprinodontiformes; Cyprinodontidae
Product: nuclear receptor subfamily 2 group F member 6-like
Exons: 3
Coding region: 1080-1493 (137 amino acids)
Biological process (GO): negative regulation of transcription by RNA polymerase II; cell differentiation; anatomical structure development
Molecular function (GO): nuclear receptor activity; RNA polymerase II cis-regulatory region sequence-specific DNA binding; zinc ion binding
Source: RefSeq, a predicted model, not a curated record
AAAAGGAUGAGAUGCAGAGAAAUCUAAGCAGUGUUUCGCUUCUUGGGGCAUUUCAAAUUAUAAUCUGAUUUGGGCACCAGAGAGAGAGGCAGAGGGGGGGAGAGGAGCACCCAUUCCUUAUCGUCACCCCCUCCUCCCCUCCUCCUGAGCCACAGGGAGGGAAAAAAGGCUUCAUGCUGACACACACACACACACACAGAGGAAAACAGUAUACAAGGCCGCAAGUCAUUAGUUCUUGGUGGGCAAGCACUGACAAAGGACUGAGGGAGAACCUGCAUGGGUGCCUGACUGGAGAUCAUCCACAGGGAUUAGAGCUGAGCAAAAAGCUCUCCUUUAAUCUGAUUUUUUUUUUUUCUGUGUGAGGAAGGAUCCCGAUCAGACCCGCACACAGCGGCCAGUGGAUCGGCUGCACUUCCUCCCGUGUGCUGAUCUGAUUGUUUUGGAUGCGAGGACAAGCCGCGGGCGGUCCGCGUCGCCUUCAACCGCCGCAGCCGGCGAAGAAGAAGAGGACAGCAGCCAACGAUUAAACGAGCAGUGACAUUUUUUUUUUCUUGUGUGUAAUUUCUUCAGAAUGCUGCUUAGGUCGCCGCAGAACAGGGGAGCCGUGCUCUCUGUCUCACUGGAUUAAAUAAAAACGGCUUUCUUUUUCGGCUUAAGACAAACUCUUUGUGUUGAGGUUUUUUAUCUGCGGUGUUUCUUCCUUUUUACGGGACAACACGGACACACUGAACCGAGUGAGGGGAAUUUUUGGCGUUGAAGUCCAAAGGAAUGCUGAAGUAAAAGUUGCCCUUCUGACUCUAUUUCCAGGUCAUAGUGAAGUGGGCGGGGCUUGUUUUUUUUUUUUUAACGCCUAAACGGCCCCAUUUUUACUACUAAAACUGCUUUUUUUUUGUCCCGAACACUUUCCACACUACUAGUUGGGCUUUAUUUGGUCACUAAAUGAAGAUAAAAGGGAAGCUGAAGAGGUGUUAAACCCAAACGCACAGCACCGUCCGGACUCUGGGCUCUUUUAUGACCGCAUCCAGAACCCUCGGCUGCCUGGCCUCAUUUUUCUUCCGUGCUGAUUUGGUAACCAAGCGAUGGCCAUGGUGAGUGGGGGCUGGGGAGAUCCCAACGGGGGCACCAACGGGCUCGGGGACAAGGGCUACCUGCGGGGGGAUGAGGAAGACGGCUCCCCGCAAGCCGGGGGCAGCGACAUGGAAGCCGGGGAUGAGGACAAGGCCUGCGUGGUGGACUGCGUGGUGUGCGGGGACAAGUCCAGCGGGAAACACUACGGCGUGUUUACCUGCGAGGGCUGCAAGAGCUUCUUCAAGAGGAGCGUGAGGCGUAACCUCAGCUACACAUGCAGGUCCAACAGGGAGUGUCAGAUCGACCAGCACCACAGGAACCAGUGCCAGUACUGCCGCCUGAAGAAAUGUUUCCGCGUCGGCAUGAGAAAAGAAGGUAACUCCUCCAGGAACGGCUGGGUAAAUCCCACCAGUUCUGAUCUCUGA